This is a messenger RNA of Drosophila guanche, 1929 nucleotides long. RefSeq lists its product as uncharacterized. NCBI's taxonomy places the organism in Eukaryota, Metazoa, Arthropoda, Insecta, Diptera, Drosophilidae. The coding region runs from base 121 to 1359 and encodes 412 amino acids. The transcript is spliced from 4 exons. The record is from RefSeq and is a predicted model, not a curated record.
CACCACACUUGUAUUUAUAACUGGAAUAAAUCCGCCAAGACCCUAAUAUUAUUUUAUUAUUUGUACCUCUUUUUGUUGUUGUCAAAAUUGCCAAGUUUUAGACGACACCAAAGCGAUACCAUGGGAGGCAAUUUGAAUCUAAAAAUUGAUCUGCAGAAGCUGGUGGCAAGGUCCAUGGCUGAGGGUCCACGCGGCAGUCAUCGUGGCCAGUGGCGGCUGCAGUGCGGCAAAGUGAGAUAUGCUGUACAUUAUGCACUGUUGAAUGGUUUGCUCACAAUUUUACACCUACGAAGGCGGCGUUGCACUCUCAGCAGGAAGAGUCGCAUUGCAAAGCGUCUGCGGCGUAUGAAGAAGCUGAAGAAACCACAAAAGUUGACCCUGGUGAGUAGCGGCACACAAACGGUUGGGUCUAGGACAAUCAAGAAGUCCAAAGGCAGCCAAACCCCAGAGUCUGUGUUGAGUCAAGACAGCAAGUCCAGGCAAACUCUUGGAACGCUUCUGGAUAACACUGGCAGUCAAACCUCUGACCCAAUAAUAUACCAAGACACCAAAGCCAGCCAAAGCCCAGAGUCGCCAAGGAUGCAGAUGGCCAAGGCCAGCCAAACAUCUCCGCGUCGAAGGGAGAACAGAACUGUGGAUGUGGACACGAUGGAUCUCACUCUGAGCUACUCCAGGCAUCAGCAGACACUAAAUCCCAAGCGCAAGUCCAUUGGCAGUCAGGGAGAGUCUGCCAUUUGCCAUAACCGAUCCACGCAAGUGAUGACCAGCACAGGGAACAAAGGCAGUCAGACAACCAUUGACAUCUGCUCUACGGGCAGGCAGACAGUGCGGGGAACCGAUUGUGUGGCAGUGCAGACCACGGAUGACAGGGAAACCCUGCACACCCAGACCGAGGAAAAUGAAGUGUUGCAGCUGGAUGCCUUGAACAUAAUCCAGAAGCACUUUCAAUGCCUCAGAGAUCUCAUCGAAAACAAGCUGAUCCAGAGCAUCAAUAAGCUGGUGGAGAUCAUGCUAGUGGAGUGGAUGGCAUUACGAUUAGCAGCCGAUCGGCCCGGAGAGGCGUUAAUAGAGGCACGGAACACACCCAAGGCGGCAGCGGGCGAACAGAUCGGAGAUGCACUUACCCUGCAGGAGGAGCAUCGCCAGGAAAAGGCGGAAAAGACGAAGGCCAAAAGAAAAUCGAAAAGGUGUGCCUCUGGCAGGAAGCGUGGCUAUACGAAGAGGCUACACUGCAACAUGCCGCGGCAUUGGAUGACCAUCGACACACAGACCGAUGACUUGAAGGAGCUCGAGACGACGAAGGUCGACGCAUUCACCCAGACCGAGAAGAAGCGGCGUGGCUGGUGGAAGUUUCUUUAAAACUAAAAAGGAAACUGCCGGACCCCACUCCUGACAUCCGAGACUUACCCGAGCAGCCAUCCCGCCGCAUAUGUCGUCCUCCCCAUUGUUGCACUCAAAUCUCUCGCGUUUUACUUCUUCUUUAGUUUUUUUGUGUGUUUGUUUGUUUUGGCACUUUUUGUUCUGUUUGCAAGUUAACUCAGAGACGACUCCCGAACUGUGUGUGGUGGGGGCUGUGGCGCCAAACGGCUGGCCAAUGCAUCUAUGUGAAUCGCGUGAGUAACGACUGCAGCUUCGGGAUGUGGAAUCCAGGACAGGACCGGGACCCGUAUGAUGUAUGGCCAAAGAGUUCGCAAAUAAACCCGCAGACACGUCCGCACACGAUAAAAUCUCGCAAAAGACUGAAUGGACGAGGCCGGCCAACGUUGCCGAAGCCACCUCUGCUCCCUGGAUAAAGUUGGGUAUUUCAGCUUUGUGGUGGCUUGUGGCGGCUCGUGGCGUCUCUUGGCUUGUGGCAGUGACUAAACUUGUUUGGUUAAACCAAUUGUGGGCGACGCUUUCUCAGCUGAAUAUCCACUGAAUAGUAUUUCU